AGCUUGACGUCAGGAGCUGUCCAUAGGCCUCGGUGCUGAAACAAAAUGGCUGGCUGCUAGCGACCCGGGUGAGGAGCAGCCCACACAGAGGCAGAUGGAGCAGUAUGCAAUUUUCUAGCAAGCACACACCCUUUCCCAAGCAGGCACCCAGCUAAGGGCUCACUCAGAAGUCCCCCGGAGCCCAUGUGGUAGCAGACAAGAGGACGGAACAUGUCUUUGCUCUGCGUUGGAGUUAAAAAAGCCAAGUUUGACGGGGCGCAAGAGAAGUUCAACACCUACGUGACCCUGAAGGUGCAGAAUGUCAAGAGCACGACAAUCGCAGUGCGGGGGAACCUGCCCUGCUGGGAGCAGGACUUCAUGUUUGAGAUUAACCGGUUGGACCUGGGGCUGACGGUGGAGGUGUGGAACAAGGGGCUGAUCUGGGACACCAUGGUGGGGACGGUGUGGAUCCCCCUGCAGACCAUCCGGCAGUCCAACGAGGAGGGCCCCGGGGAAUGGCUCACCCUCGACUCCCAGGUCAUCAUGACUGACAACGAGAUCUCUGGCACCAAGGACCCCACCUUCCACCGCAUCCUGCUGGACACCCGCUUUGAGUUACCGCUCGACAUCCCCGAGGAGGAGGCCAGGUACUGGGCGAAGAAGCUGGAGCAGCUGAAUGCUAUGAAGGAUCAGGACGAUUACGAGUUCCAGGAGGAGCAGGACAAGCCGCUCCCCGUGCCCGGCUCCCCGUGCUGCAACUGGAAUUAUUUUGGCUGGGGAGAGCAGCAGAAUGACGACCCCGACAGCACCAUGGAUGACCGGGACAGCGAUUACCGAAGCGAGACCAGUAAUAGCAUCCCGCCUCCGUACUACACCACUUCCCAGCCCAAUGCCUCGGUCCACCAGUAUCCCAUGAGGCACCAGCAGCAGAGCUCCCGCGACUCGUACACGGACUCCGUGCAGAGCUACGAGGUGGACUACUCGGAGCAGCGGCCCAUCAGCCCCACCGGGAGCAGCCAUUAUGCCUCGUCCGGGGAGCUGAGCCAAGGCAGCUCCCAGCUGAGCGAUGACUUCGACCCCGACAACGAGAGCCUGCGGGGCUCGGAGCUGGACGAGCGGGACGGGGACUCCUACCACUCCUGCCACAGCUCCGUCAGCUACCACGAUGACUCGCCCCACUGGGAGGAGGACUUCUACCCUGAGGAGGAGGACGAGGACUACAGCGAGAACGAGCGGGACUACCCCCAGGCCCGGGCCGCCCCGCUGCGGGACCAGGAGGCGGACGAGGCCAAGCCCCUGGAGCGCGAGCCCUACCCACAGCCGCCGGUCAAGCAGCAGGUGCCAGCACAGAAGCAGCAGCAGGAGAGGAAGGAGGAGAAGGCAGCUUAUGUCCUGGAGGAAACUCCGGAGAUCCCCCAGGGAAAGCCAGCAGCGGAGGAACCCCCGGUCCCAGAGAGAGCGCCGGAGCCCCCAAAGCCAGCCGAGAGUUUCAGAGAGCGGGAGGAUGUGGAAGUCCAGGACGCCAAGUCCCAGGCCAAGGCCAAGUGGUUAAGAGCAUUCAACAAGGUUUGCAUGCAGCUGCAAGAGGCCCGGGGAGAAGGAUCUGGCGAGGCAAAGUCGCUGUGGUUUAAAGGCGGGCCUGGCGGCGGUCUGAUCAUUAUUGACAGCAUGCCCGACAUACGAAAGAGAAAGCCAAUCCCCCUAGUUAGCGAUUUGGCUAUGUCGCUGGUCCAGUCCAGGAAAGCCGGAAUCACGUCAGCACUAGCAUCAAGCACCUUAAACAAUGAAGAGCUAAAAAACCAUGUUUACAAGAAGACCCUUCAAGCCUUAAUCUACCCCAUCUCCUCCACAACACCCCACAACUUCGAGGUCUGGACCGCCACCACCCCCACGUACUGCUACGAGUGCGAGGGGCUGCUGUGGGGCAUCGCCCGGCAGGGCAUGCGCUGUACGGAGUGCGGGGUGAAGUGCCAUGAGAAGUGCCAAGACCUGCUCAAUGCAGACUGCCUACAGAGAGCGGCUGAGAAGAGCUCCAAGCAUGGGGCAGAGGACCGGACCCAGAACAUCAUCAUGGUGCUGAAGGACCGCAUGAAGAUCCGGGAGCGGAACAAGCCCGAGAUCUUCGAGCUGAUCCAAGAGAUCUUCGCCGUCUCGAAAGCCACCCACACCCAGCAGAUGAAGGCCGUGAAGCAGAGCGUGCUGGACGGCACCUCCAAAUGGUCGGCCAAGAUCAGCAUCACAGUUGUCUGUGCCCAGGGCCUGCAGGCAAAGGAUAAGACAGGCUCCAGUGACCCGUAUGUUACUGUCCAGGUUGGAAAGACGAAAAAAAGGACUAAAACGAUCUAUGGAAAUCUAAAUCCGGUCUGGGAGGAGAAUUUCCAUUUCGAAUGCCAUAACUCCUCCGAUCGGAUCAAGGUGCGGGUCUGGGACGAGGACGACGAUAUCAAGUCCCGCGUCAAGCAGCGCUUUAAGAGAGAAUCCGAUGACUUUCUGGGCCAGACGAUCAUAGAGGUCCGGACACUGAGCGGGGAGAUGGAUGUCUGGUACAACUUAGACAAGCGGACGGACAAGUCAGCCGUGUCCGGAGCCAUCCGGCUGCACAUCAGCGUGGAGAUAAAGGGAGAGGAGAAGGUGGCACCGUACCAUGUGCAAUACACCUGCCUGCACGAGAACCUCUUCCACUUCGUGACGGACAUACAGAACAACGGGGUGGUGAAGAUCCCCGAGGCCAAGGGGGAUGACGCCUGGAAGGUGUAUUUCGACGAGACGGCCCAGGAGAUAGUGGACGAGUUCGCCAUGAGAUACGGGGUGGAGUCCAUCUACCAGGCCAUGACUCACUUUGCCUGCCUGUCCUCCAAAUACAUGUGUCCCGGAGUGCCAGCCGUGAUGAGCACCCUUCUAGCCAACAUCAAUGCAUACUAUGCCCACACCACCGCCUCCACCAACGUGUCUGCCUCAGACCGCUUUGCUGCUUCCAAUUUCGGGAAAGAACGUUUUGUCAAGCUGCUGGACCAGCUGCACAAUUCGCUCCGGAUUGACCUGUCCAUGUACCGGAACAACUUCCCUGCCAGCAGCCCGGAGAGGCUGCAGGAUCUCAAGUCGACGGUGGAUCUGUUAACCAGCAUCACCUUCUUUCGAAUGAAGGUGCAGGAGCUCCAGAGCCCACCUCGGGCCAGCCAGGUGGUGAAGGACUGCGUGAAAGCCUGUCUCAACUCCACCUACGAGUACAUCUUCAACAACUGCCACGAGCUGUAUAGCCGCGAGUACCAGACCGACCCGACAAAGAAAGGCGAGGUCCCCCCCGAGGAGCAGGGGCCCAGCAUCAAGAACCUGGAUUUCUGGUCCAAACUUAUCACGUUGAUUGUCUCGAUUAUUGAAGAGGAUAAGAACUCCUAUACGCCCUGCCUGAACCAGUUCCCCCAGGAGCUGAACGUGGGUAAGAUCAGCGCCGAGGUGAUGUGGAACCUCUUUGCUCAGGACAUGAAAUAUGCAAUGGAAGAGCACGACAAGCAUCGCCUGUGUAAAAGUGCUGACUACAUGAACCUGCACUUCAAAGUGAAAUGGCUUUAUAACGAGUAUGUGACUGAGCUCCCUGCCUUCAAGAGCCGCGUCCCCGAAUACCCCGCCUGGUUUGAGCCUUUCGUUAUCCAGUGGCUGGAUGAAAAUGAGGAGGUGUCCCGGGAUUUCCUGCAUGGAGCGCUGGAGCGGGACAAGAAGGACGGGUUCCAGCAAACCUCUGAGCACGCUCUCUUCUCCUGCUCCGUGGUGGAUGUCUUCUCCCAGCUGAACCAGAGCUUUGAGAUCAUCAAGAAGCUGGAGUGCCCCGACCCGCAGAUCGUCGGGCACUACAUGCGGAGGUUUGCCAAGACCAUCAGCAACGUGCUGCUGCAAUACGCCGAAAUCAUCUCCAAGGAUUUCGCUUUGUACUGCUCCAAGGAGAAGGAGAAAGUGCCCUGCAUCCUGAUGAACAACAUCCAGCAGCUCCGUGUCCAGCUGGAGAAGAUGUUUGAAGCCAUGGGGGGGAAGGAGCUGGACGCCGAGGCCAGCGACACCCUGACGGAGCUGCAGGCAAAACUCAACAGCGGCUUGGAUGAGCUCAGCGGAGUUUUUGCCACCAGUUUCCAGCCUCACAUUGAGGAGUGCGUGAAGCAGAUGGGCGACAUCCUGAGCCAGGUGAAGGGCACCGGGAAUGUCCCCGCCAGCGCCUGCAGCAGCGUCGCUCAGGACGCCGACAACGUCCUUCAGCCCAUCAUGGACCUUCUGGACAGCAACCUGGCUCUCUUCGCCAAGAUCUGCGAGAAGACGGUGCUGAAGCGUGUGUUGAAGGAGCUCUGGAAGCUGGUGAUGAACACCAUGGAGAAGACCAUCGUCCUCCCGCCGCUCACCGACCAGACGGGGACGCUCUUGAGAAAACACGGCAAGGGGACAGAGAAGAGCAGGGUGAAGCUGCCCAGUCACACAGAUGGCACCCAGAUGAUCUUCAAUGCGGCCAAGGAGCUGGGGCAGCUGUCCAAACUGAAGGACCACAUGGUGCGCGAGGAGGCCAAGAGCCUGACCCCCAAGCAGUGUGCCGUGGUGGAGCUGGCCCUGGACACCAUCAAGCAAUAUUUCCAUGCUGGAGGAGUGGGGCUGAAGAAGACCUUCCUGGAGAAGAGCCCCGACCUGCAAUCGCUGCGCUAUGCCCUGUCUCUGUACACGCAGGCCACCGACCUGCUCAUCAAAACCUUCGUGCAGACUCAGUCAUCUCAGGGAUCUGGCGUGGAUGACCCAGUCGGGGAGGUGUCGAUCCACAUAGAGCUCUUCACUCACCCUGGCACCGGGGAACACAAAGUCACCGUCAAAGUCGUGGCUGCUAAUGACCUCAAGUGGCAAACAUCGGGCAUCUUCCGGCCCUUCAUCGAGGUCAACAUCAUUGGGCCCCAUCUCAGUGACAAGAAGAGGAAAUUUGCCACCAAGUCCAAGAACAACAGCUGGGCCCCCAAAUACAACGAAAGCUUCCAGUUCACCCUGAGCAGCGAGACGGGCCCCGAGUGCUACGAGGUGCAGGUGUGCGUCAAGGACUACUGCUUCGCUCGGGAGGACCGCACGGUGGGCAUCGCUGUGCUUCAGCUCAAGGACAUCGUGCAGCGGAGCAGCUGUGCCUGCUGGCUGCCCCUGGGCCGGCGCAUCCACAUGGACGACACGGGCCUCACCGUCCUGCGCAUCCUCUCUCAGCGCAACAACGACGAGGUGGCCAAGGAGUUCGUCAAGCUCAAGUCGGACACGCGCUCGGCCGAGGAAGGCAGCAGUUAAGGGCCUGAGCAGGUGUAGAACAUCCCCAGCACCACCCCCGUCCUGUCCCUUUUCUACAGCAUCCUCCAGCCACGUAAAAGCCAUACAGGUCGUCCACAGCCCCACACCGGUUAGGGAAGGGAGCCCCCACUCCGGGCAGCCCUUGCCACAAGCAGGCGCCCACUUCCCAGUGCCAGGGAUCAAAACAGACACUCUGUGCCCCUCCCUGCAUCCCUGGGCUGCAGUUCAAGGGCACUGCCCUGGCUGCUGUGGGGCAGAGAAGAUGCAGCUGCCCCAGGGAGCACAAGCUGCCCUCGCUGCUGGCAGGGGUGGACUUAUCGCCUCUUCCCAAACCUGUUUCUGUUGCGAAAGAUGCUGGGAGAGGCAGAAGCCGAGGCCUGGAGCUGACCGUGCGGCAGGAGCGUUUGAACAAAUGUGAGCCACUCAGUAUGGCCGCAAGGUUGGCACAUCGCUGCCCUCCACUUCCAAGGGAAGCAAGGCUCGAUCCCAGCCCUUCCAGCCCCCACACUCGUCCCUGAGCUCCAGGAGAAUUACCCUAGCUGGUAGCAGUAUAGAGGAUAUGACACAUGAUUGAGUAGGUUGAUUCCCUCCAGCAGGAGGCAGCAUCACAUGUCCAAAUCGCCCUGUGGUCAUGGCAACGUCAUUCAGCAAUAGCGAUGAGCCAGGCAGCAAUGGGCACAGGGAGACUGAGCCGGGGCCUUAGUUCCUCCUCCAGGGCUACCUUCACGGAGCAUGGUUGCUAAGGAUGCACUCGGGCCAGCAUCAGCCUGCUCCGGCUGGCGGCUCUGGGAGUCCGCUGCCCCCCAUGCCAGAGCUUGCCACAAGCUGAGUCAGCAAUAGCCAAGCCCUGUGCCGUAUCCCCCAGGGCCUGUACAGUCCUGGGCAGGUGGCUCAGAGCAGCUUAGUCUGAGGCCAGGCAGCAUGGCUGGGGCCGAUCUUGUCCACCCAGGCCAGUGGCAGGAGAGUGCUAGCAGGAGAGCGGGGCAGGGGAGAGGGAGAUGUGAACCAGGACCACUGACAGGUCCCUUCUACGGGGCCGCACACACGUGGGGUGGCAUCAUGCUAAGGAACCAGGAUCCCAGCUCUACCCUCCCUCCCCGGCAGGCUCGGAGAUGGCAGGAGGCCAGUGCCACCGGGAAGAGGCAGGGCCUUGUGCUGUUAGGAAGGGGUCCCGCCCCCAGGUAUAAAUAGGAUCCGGCCAUGCAGCCGCAGCACCAGCGUCCCUCCCAGGCAGCGCCUGCGUUGGGACAGGGACGUGCCAUCUGCAGCAGCUUUGCAAACACCAUCUCCCCCCUCCCCGCAGGCAGCCCUUCCUGGGGGGCUGAAGCAGGGUAGGCUCCCUAGGAGAGGAGGAGCCGCAAAGGGGGGGGAUGCCUCAGGGUCAAGGGCCGCUCCUUGCCAGCCUGCGUGGGGGAGCCGGUGAGUAAAGGAAGGCUGGGUGGCGGGCGGUGGAGGUGGGAGGGAGUGAAAACAUCGGAGUCGCAGCAUGGGUGCAAGUGAGUUGAUGCAGCAGGUGGGACAAGGGGAGGCACCCGAGGAGGCUGGGUCACUUUACAGGCUAAAAGGCAAAAUAUUUCUGCCACAGGGGAGAGUGGCACAGGCCCAUGAUUCCUGCCUUGGCGGCGUGCUGAGGGCCCGGUGGUAAUGGGGUGGGUGCUCCCAGCCGGUAGGCAGCGGGACUCCCACACGGGCCCAGGGUGCUUGAAAAGCAGUGGGGCAAAGAGCGCUGCCCCUGUGCGCAUGCGCUGCACGAUGGUCCUGGGGGCCCUAAACCUUCCUUUGCCCCCCACCUGGGAGAGCUCCCACCACCCCCGGUCUGGCUGCAGGGGCGAGUGGAGUUCAGCAGCAGGGUCCGGGCUCAGCGGGGCUCCUGCCUGGUCCCCAGCGACGUGCUGCGAGCACAGGGGGAGGUCCGUGGGCUUUAUCCAUUCCCUGGCACAGCCUGAGCCCAGGUGUGCCAAGAACCCUCCUACCCGCUCUGCCUGGCUGGCCGCGCCUUGGCCCUGUGAGCGUGACUCCCCUCUCCCCAGGAGAGUGCCAACUCCGUCAUUUUUCUGCAGGGACCAUGCCUCCCUCUUCCAUGCCUCGCUGGCCAUUGGGCGCCAGCUGGAAACGUAGAGCCCAUCUCUUCCCGGCAGCCAGGAACCCGGGUACCUUGCGGGUAGGAGAGAGACCCCAUCCCCACCUUCACUGCAGCUUCCAGCCCUUCCCGCCACAGCCGUGGGGCUGUGCCCAUGGGCAGCACUGCCUGAUUUAGCAGACCCGAGUGCAUGGGGCCUAUAGGCCAGGGUGGGCUCAGCUGGUCCCUAAAGCCAGAGUCUUUGUCACAGCCCCACCCUGUGGGGCAGCUGGAUGGAGUGAUGGCCAGCCCCAGUGGAGAGCCCAGGGCGCGCAGUUGAGCCUGGGGGAAGGGGGUGCUCUGCGCACAGAUGAUUUGAGGCCCCAGACAGAGCCUGCAGCCACCCCGCCCUUGCCACGGAAAGCCGAGAGCCUGGCCCAGCUCCGUGGGCAGCAGCUGCCCAGGAAGGCCGGAUCCUGUAGCCAGAACAGCCUCACAUCAGGCCAGAGGCAGAGCUCAGUCUCGUACGCUCACUCCCGGCUGCCCCAGUGACUCAGCAGCGCCCAGGCCCUGCUUAUGCAGCGAGGGCUCUGGCCAGGUGCAGGAGCCAUGCCCCGGCACCCGCUGACGAGGGGCCCGAGAGUCAGGAGGCUUGAUUCAGACCAGGCACUGCGGGGCCCAUGCAGCGGGGCUAGGCCCAGGGUGGCAGGGGGAGGCCCAACCCUCUGCUCCUUGCGCCCGCACCGGCCUCUCAUCCCCAUACGGGGCAGGCAACCUCCUACCUCCCCGCAGGCAAAACGGGGGCACAGCAGCCUCCAGGCCCAGGCACCAGCUCCCCCCUCCCUGCCCUGCCCGGUACCAGCCUUGGCAGCCGGGCGGCUGUGGAUUGAGUUGCACCAGGGAGCUGUGCCCAGGGAGAGGGGAUGGGACAGCCUGGCCCCCACCAACAGCUCUGUAAAUAUGUAAAUAGCUGUAAAUACAGAUGGUUUUUCCGUGUUCUCUACCCGACUGCAACAGCUCCAAAGGGCUAUCACGUCAGACCACGGCAACAUGGCACAGGGGAUGGAGGUGCAGCCCUUGUAACCCUGUGCCCUGCUCUGCCAUGCUCACUUGUCCAUGGCAAAGGCACCGCCUGGUCCCAGCCCCCUCCCCUUAGAGAGGAAUCCCAAACCCAGGCAGCUGCCCCCAACUGUGUAAACACCCACCAGCCCUACCCCAAAGGAAACCCAGCAGCACCUUGGGAGCCUCCAAGAACAGCGUGGAGCUGCCCCAAGGUCCAGUGCAGGAUCCUGGCUCUUCCCCUGGCCAGAAGCGGGUACCUGAGAGGAAGGGGCAAGAACCACUACUAGAUGCUGUGGGGUAAUCUGCCCCCCACCCCUUCCUGGCCUCUUAAUAGCUAGGGAGUUUUAAUACCCCCCCAACCUCCAUUAAUAACUUGCUGCUCUUACUCUCCCUAGCACUGGCUGGUCACUUCUGAGCCAAGAGUGGCUGCCUCUGCUACCCCUAACUCAUUUCAAGCCCAGCCCCAUGCUGAGCAGAGGGGCUGGCAGCUGGGCCUCCCUGGCUGGACGCACCGGGGGGCUAGCAGAGGUAGGGCUGGUUUCAAGGCUAAAGGCCAAGCUAAUUUUGGCACCUAACAUCCCUCCUCCCCUCCACAGCUGGACUUAGACAUUACGCCUCCAGCUCCCUGGCACUGGUCCGGGACAGCUGGGCCCUCUGCAGUGUUGUAUCACGGCCAGGAAGGAGCUCAGGUUUUCCAAGCUGCCAGCCAGUCUCCCGGGGUAGGCGCUGCCAGCAGGGCUCCCGGUGCAGCCUGGGGCUGGCAUCGACGUGGGGAGCUUGAGAGAAACUGGGGGAGCUUGACCAAGGUCACAAGCCACGAGAGGCUGAUUGGAAAUGGCCCCUCUGCCCUGGCACAGACCCCUGAGUGCUUGAAUCCCACAGCCAAAGAGAUUUAACCUGGCCCAAUCCUGCCCCAGCCCGAUUGAAUCCAGGCCCCAGACGCACCCCUCAGCCCCUUUUAAGAUAUGUGGGGCACAGGAGGGCAGAGUGCCCACCCCCACCAGCAGAAUGCACAGGGCAGACACUGCUUCCCUCUAUGCACAGCUGGUUUCUAAAGGUUGGGGUUACCACCACCCAGGGCCCCCAAGCAGUGCCAGGCAGGGCUGUAGUUUGCACAGGCCCAUGGCUCAGGCAGGGGGAGCAAGCCCUGGAGCCCCCUUUCACACCUGGGCUUACGUUUUCCCACAGCAAAGCCAGCAAACCAGCUUCAGCUGAGGGGUGCAAUGUCCUAGAACUAGCUCCUCUGCAACAGCCCCCCAGAGCGGCCUCAAAGCAGGAGAUGCGUUGGGUGUCAGGGGAAACGCAAGCAGCGGGACAGGGACAGGGAGCCUGGGUGGGAGCGGAAAGGGGGCAGCGGGCACAGCCCUGCAGUGGCCGAUCCCUUCUAAUGCCUAGCACGGCACCCCACGGCGUGAUGCAGCCUUGGUCCUGGCAAAGCAAUAUGAAUGCCAGCAGGGCCCUGCUUAGGUGCAAGCCUUCCAGGGUAGCCUCAGCUCCAGGCCUUGCUUGGGCCUUUAAACAGCCAAGCUCCAUGGAGCAGCAGGGCUGCAAAGAGCUUCAGGCCCUGGCCCGAAGAGAGCUGGACAAAGCAGCCAUUUGCUUCAUGGGGUUAGAGGGCAGGGACCCUGGGGGAGCUUGGAAACAAGGAGCUGGCAGGGCUAGGAGUGCACCCGCCCUGUGCUCAGAGGACUGGGGGCUCACUCCUGAGCCCUGUUCCUUAACAGCACAGCCCUGCUGUACCUGUCAGACCAUGCAGGCCCCUGCUAGGCACAGGGUACGGCCAGGGCAUUAGCAGCCUCUAGCCAGUGUUGAGGUGGGGAGGAGCAGCUUCAGGGAUUUGGCUCUACUCCCCCCUUUAAGAAGGGAGGCCCCGGCCCCAUAAGGAGUUGAAGGCUCCUUUCCCCACACAAUGCAGGGGUAGGGGGCAGUGACCUAGCCCAGUACAGCAGCCUGAGCUCAUGCCAAGUAGACAACAUGCAAGCAAGGAGAGCCCCCAGGCAUGCACGUAGGAACAGAGAUUGACAAUGGGGUUGCCGUGGCCUGGGGGACCAUCUUAAGUGCUGCAGGGAGCUAUGCAAAGAAACCCAGCGUGCUGGAGCAGGCAGAGUAGGGGCAGACCCAAGGGGGUGUAGAGCCCCAAGCACUGGGGGUAAAUGUCAACCCUGGCUGACGUCAAAGUGGAUGUUCUUUCUCCCUGGGAACGUAAACUCUGGUUAGGGAUGCUGACCCUGAGCAGCUCCUGUCUCCACCCUCCCGCCUGUAGUCCUACAAUGCCCUUUCCCAGACAGGGCGACCAGACCUCAGCCUCUCCCCUUUGCCCUCAACAUCCAGUCCUUUUUGUAGUACGUGCCUGGGACCAAAGUGUUAGCUGCUCACACCUGUUUCAGUUCAAUGUUUACACCCCUUUUCCAGCUCCUGCAGCGAGCAGCAAUGCAGCCUCCUGUCCUGCCACCCAAAGGGCUGCAAAGACAGCAGCCCUGGCCGUUCCCCACCUCUCGCCCCUGCACUGACUGACCUCAUCCCUGCCUGCAGCGCGGCGAGCUAGGCCCCCGCUGAGCCCCACGGCUCCCGGAACACAAGACCCGUUGCCUGGGCUCCCUCUCCAAAGCGCCCCUUCGAGAACUUCCGGUCGGCAUGUGAUUGAAACUCAAACAAAAGUAACUUCUGCUCCUGUAGCACAUCUGUCAGCAAGGGCCCGUGUGUCUGUCCAUACCUGAACGGGAGCAAACAAUGGUAAACAUGGAUGCAUGACAGUGAGAUGUUUUGCACUAUUUUGACUUUUUUGGGCUCUGUAAAAUAAUUUUAUUAUAACUGACAUUAAAACGAAAAGCACACCCGGC
Caretta caretta (loggerhead turtle) is the source of this 11232-nucleotide messenger RNA. The record is from RefSeq and is a predicted model, not a curated record. Lineage: Eukaryota; Metazoa; Chordata; Testudines; Cheloniidae.